Molecule: messenger RNA, 1863 nt
Organism: Arxiozyma heterogenica
Lineage: Eukaryota; Fungi; Ascomycota; Saccharomycetes; Saccharomycetales; Saccharomycetaceae
Gene: SNU71
Product: Snu71p
Exons: 1
Coding region: 1-1863 (620 amino acids)
Biological process (GO): mRNA processing
Source: RefSeq, a predicted model, not a curated record
AUGAGUGAAUUGAUAUGGGUAUCCCCACAAAACUAUUUACUUUCCCAAAAGGAUUGGAAAAGCAAUAUCAAGAAAAACGGCUAUAUUCCAAUCUUAAAAGCAGAUUUAUUAAAACUUGAAAAUUCACUGCAAAUUUCUUUAAAGAGUAGGUUCUCUUCGAUACCCAAUAAUUUGAUAUCAGACACCAAAAAAAAAGAUGCCUCUCAAUAUUCGAAAGAAUCUAAUGCAUCUGAAGAAGAUGAUAAGUUUAAAUAUAAACCAAUUGAUAUAUUUUUGAAAGCUAAUAAUCCUUUAUUAACAUUUUGUAUUGGUUCUCUUGUUUAUAUUGAAUCAGUUGAUAAAACGAAUAUUUUAAUAGACGAAUGGAUAGAUUAUUUAAAGGAACAAAGCCUGGAACCUCAUGAGAGAGAGAUAUUACAUUUUGUGUCGUGGUCAAGAAUAUUUGCAACUGGAUUUGAAACACAAAAUAUUUUUAUCCAAAUGUCAAUCGACUCGAGUGAUUAUAAAUCUUACUAUACAUUUUUAAGGUUCAUCUAUAAACUUAGCAAAAAAUCAAAUAGAUUUUCAAUUAAUUUUGAUGAUAACAUUCAUCGGUUAAUUGGUAAACAAUCAUUUUCUUCAAAUGGUGCUAUUGAAAACAUGGAUAUAAUUUUGCAGCAUAUAGAAAACAUAUUGGAUAGAUAUAUGACUAAUAAGGAACAAAACAAUAAAGACAAUCAGAUUAACCAAGCUACAAGUGAAGAGUAUACUAUUGAUCUCUCCACAUUGAGUGAUCUUCCGAGAGAAUCUCUAAAGCAACUGUGUAAAGAUAUUAUAGGAUUUAGAAGUAGGGUAUUUACAAUGGAGAGGGAAAAAAUGUUGAGAGACAGUAUAGAAGAAAAUCAACAAAGAAGAAAAAAAAUGGUUCAAGUAUUUGAAGAAAUAAGUAAGAAACAGAAUAUAGAUAAUGAUUCAGUGAAUGAUAUUCUUAUGAUGAAUGAUGGUGAUAUGUUGUAUCCAGAUGAUUCUGAAUUUAACGAAGAUGAUGAUGGUUAUGAAGUUGAACAAGAGAAAAAAAUAAAAUUGAAACAAGAUUCAGACAUUAGAUAUAAGAAAUUGUUAAAUAAAUUAAAAUCUUUAACUGAAGUUCGGCUGCAACAUCUGGAGUUGAAAAUAAAAAACUCAGAGAAUUAUGAUGAUACCCUGGAUAGAAUACGGCCUGCAGCUAUUAAAGAGUUACUACACCUGGGAAAAGAUAUAUAUUAUGAUUCUAGAGAAAUAUCUAGAAACAAGGAAAAGCAACAAGAUGAUAUGAAUAGACAGAAAUAUGGAACAGAUGUGGGCAUGUCGUUGUUGUUUGACAAGUUUAUGAAUGGUAUACCAGGCAGAAAAGAUCUAGUUACAGAAAUUGAUGCAAAGAGUAUAUCCGCUACUAUUAAAUCCGAAAAUGAUGGAAAAGAACAUGCCAGUAAUGCAGAGAUUAAUAUUAAACUUAACUUUAAUAAAGCAUUAGGAAAAUUGUCAGAUACGUCAGAAGAGAAAGAGAAUAUAGAUAGUAUUAUUAUAGAUAACUUUAAAGAGGGUAAUGAUACAAAGAAUAAUAUAAUCGAUUUUAAGUCAGAAGCUCUGAACAGAUUACCAUUUACCGAUGAAGAUUUAGAUAACAGAUUAAAAGCACUGAAAAAGACAGGUCUUGUGGAAGAACUUGUCAAGGAAUAUUUAGGGGUAUAUGAAGAAGAAUUAGUCGAGUAUAUUUUUGAUAACAUAAAGGAAUUCAGAGACAAGGAUAGUCUAUUUGAAGAGCUUAAAGAGACAUUUGAUGAUGAUGCAAAGGAUAUUGUUGAUAAAAUAUGGAAUAGUAAAGAGUUAUCAUCAUUAAAUUAA